This is a messenger RNA of Choloepus didactylus (southern two-toed sloth), 3683 nucleotides long. It is a transcript of the gene BNIP3L, whose product is annotated as BCL2 interacting protein 3 like. The transcript is spliced from 6 exons. The record is from RefSeq and is a predicted model, not a curated record. Lineage: Eukaryota; Metazoa; Chordata; Mammalia; Pilosa; Megalonychidae. The coding region runs from base 415 to 954 and encodes 179 amino acids. Gene Ontology annotation, biological process: defense response to virus; positive regulation of apoptotic process; mitochondrial outer membrane permeabilization. Gene Ontology annotation, cellular component: mitochondrial envelope; mitochondrial outer membrane; nucleus.
CUUUAGAGAAAUGGCUCAGCCAGCCAGCUUGGUUGUGACGUGUUUUCUGAAACAAAAUUUUGUAGGGAAUGAAAAUCAUGGAAAAAAAAUACACCACUAUCUCCUGUUGUGAAGUUGGUUUAUUAGCUGUUAUCAAUUCUUAUUAAAAUUUAAACACCUUAAUGUGUUCAACAAACUCAUUGGACAAAUAAAUAUUUUCAAGACCCAUCCAAAUCACCAGUGCCACUUCUCUUUUUCCUGUGGCUCCACCCCCUUCAUCUAUUUGCUUAAGAAAACAUUAGUGUCUGCAGUAGCAGAUGCACACUAGUUUCUCCCCGCAAACAAACAAGGCUUAAUGAAAACCCCAGAAAGUAGGAGCUCGUGGGAGAGAAGAGAGAAAAGACAAGUUCACAAGGUUCCUGGGUGGAGCUCCCAAUGAACAGCAGCAAUGGCAACGACAAUGGCAAUGGGAAAAAUGGGGGGCUUGAGCAUGUACCUUCCUCAUCCUCUAUCCACAAUGGAGACAUGGAGAAGAUUCUUUUGGAUGCACAGCAUGAAUCGGGACAGAGUAGUUCAAGGGGCAGUUCUCAUUGUGACAGCCCUUCCCCACAAGAAGAUGGACAGAUUAUGUUUGAUGUGGAAAUGCACACCAGCAGGGACCAUAGCUCUCAGUCAGAAGAAGAAGUUGGAGAAGGAGAGAAAGAAGCCGAGGGUUUGAAGAAAAGUGUAGACUGGGUUUCUGACUGGUCCAGUAGACCUGAAAACAUUCCACCUAAGGAGUUCCACUUCAGGCACCCUAAGCGUUCUGCUUCUUUAAGCAUGAGAAAAAGUGGAGCCAUGAAGAAAGGGGGUAUUUUCUCUGCAGAGUUUCUUAAGGUGUUCAUUCCAUCUCUGUUCAUUUCUCAUGUUUUGGCUUUGGGGCUAGGCAUCUAUAUUGGAAAACGACUGAGCACAUCUUCUGCCAGCACCUACUGAGAGAAAGCCCCUGGAAACGUGUGACCUAUGAAGUGGUGUUAUUGUCAAAUUAGUUUAUUUGAACUUGAGACCAUUGUAAGCAUGACCCAUCUACUGCCCUAUUUUUACAUAUCCAAGUUCCAGUAACUCUUGAAAUUCAGUAUUUUAUUCAGACUCUGUUGAGGCAUUUUACUAACUUCAUUCAUUCCCUUUUUGGCCUGUAAGACACUUUAGAAUUUCCUAACAGAGUUUAAUGUUGUUUAGAAAUUUGCAAGGGCUUCUUUUCUGCAAAUGCCACCAGCAGAUUAUAAUUUUGGCAACAAUGCUAUUGUCUCCAAUUAGUACCACCAGACUAGACCUGCAGCAUUCGUAGUAUAAAUUUUACUCUUGCAAGGUAACUACUAUCACUCUGUUAAAAUGAGAUGAGGUUAGUGGAUGAUACAAAAGCUUUGUUUUUGUUUUUGGUCAAGUCAAAAGCAAGCUUCCCUAAGCUUGAUUUAAAAGUUAUUUAAAAAGAACACAAAAAAACAAACAAAAAACAAGAUACAAGGAAAAAAAAUAUCCUGGGCAAUAAAAUAUUAUUUUAAACCAGCUGUGGAGCCACGUUCUGUCUGUGCCUCCUAGUAGCGCCUUUUCAUUUGUAGGAGGCAGGCUGUACAAAUGAUAGAUAUGAAAUAGAAUAAGAACUAAAAUCAUCAGCAGAUUUUAAUACUAGUAUGUUGUAAUGCUGUCUUUUCUAUGGUGUAGAAUCUUUAUUUCUGGUAAGGAAUGUCUCAGGCCUAGAAAUACAUGAAAUUGCUUUUGGAAUUUUUGUGUUUGGGAUUUUUAUGUUUUUUAGCUGCAUGUGAAUUUGUCAUGAUUUUCUUUAAAUUUAUUUCUUCAUUUUAUUUUCUCUAAGAGGAGGCUUUGGACUGAGUUCAAAUUUGUGGUGUAAAUACAGGCUUCUUGUUUUAGGAAGCAUCGUUUAUAAUCUGAAGCUUUUUAAACUGCAGAUAAUUGUUUCAGAGUUACACCAAGCACUUGUGCAACUUAGAAAAACAGAUUUGGGUUGUGGGAACAGUUGACAAAGUUCUGAAAAGAUGCCAUUUGUUUUCUUUUGGUCUCUCGCUUAUUAAUGUUUACUCUACUGUCUUACUGAGGUAAUUCCUAUGUUUCUACAGGCGCUGUUGAUUUUCUCAUGUAACCGUCUUUUCAGUUAUGUUAUGCUCUUGAAGUUCCAGAGCACUCAACAACUUCUUCCUUCAUUGACACGCUUUUUUCCUUCUAAAAUGUGAAGCAUUAGGACCAAAUUGUUAGAAAGUAUCAGGAUUGCCAGUUAUUUCAAGUAGAUUUUGUUGGAUUUCAGAAUACAUAGCAUAGCUAACUCUGAAGGAUACUACUAUAUGUUUUAUAUAUAUAUAAUUACUGUUUGAUUAUAGACAUUACUAUUGAAUAUUUAGGGAACCAUUAUUAAUUUUAAAACUAGCGGUGUAUUCAUUAAAGUGUAUCAAGUUGACUUGAAUUAAAAACACUAUGACAGCCAGGUUUGCCAAGUGCAGAAACUCUUUUCUCUCUCACAUCAUAUUUUAUAGAAUUGAUGUGCUAUAGCAGAAAAUAACAUACCGAUUAAACAAAAAUUAAUUUGACUUUUUUCAAGAAUAUAGCUGGGUAUCUUUUAAGAAAGAUGGCAUAUCCAAAAUUGUUUUCUGAAUUGGUUUUCUUUUCUUUUUUUCUUUUUAGCAUUUGAUGUCUAAAUAAUUUUAGAUAUCUUAUUAUACCUUGUUUCUAUCUUAAUCUUAAACCUGAUAACACUUGAUUUGCCUUCUAUAACCUGUUUAUUUCAAGUGCUCAUAUUUGAAUUUCUUUGGAAAGAAAUUAAAGCUAUGCUCUCUGAUUUUGAAAGCUUGAAUAAAAUUGAAAAAACUGAUAAAGUUGAGAGAACGACAUAGCACACCUUACUUUGUAUUACAAUUGGCAUGUCAUGGGAGGGAAAAGUAAAAUUAUACCUAGAGGAAUAGCAGCUUUUUACAGGCAUCCCAUUGCCUUCUUUCCAAACUCAGUAGUGAUUCUAUCAAUAGUAUGAUCAGAACUUGAGUGUAUUUAUGAUUUAUUUUCAAUAUUAAAAAUAAACUUAGUUUUGUCCUUUUUCCUAAAGUAUCUGGGAACUUAUGGAAUAUUAAUUAAAACAUGAACACAUGAUCACAGUAAAACUUAAAGGUGAAAUGCAGUAUUUAUUGAUAGCCCUAACAAAUGGGCUGAAUGUUUAUAGUUCCUACCCAGAUUUGUGUUGAACAGAAACAGAUUGUAUGAUUGGAAAGGAGAAUUCAACAAUUAAUAGAUGAGUUGUUUGGGGUUUUUUUGUUUUGUUUUGUUUUUUUAAGAUUAAUGUUUUAAAAGCUUUACACCUGUUUACAGUUUGGAGACAAAAGGCAGGCAUUGUUUUUAUGUUUGAAGAAAACUGGCUUAAAAUAUUUGUAAAAAGUGUCAAGAUCAAGAGCAAACAUACACAGACUUGCACACUGAAAAUGCAACAAGUUACCUUGAUUGCAGUAAAAAUACUUACUAUUCUAAAAAAUGAAAAUUGACUCAGCCAGUCAGGUGAUGUUUUAGAUGAACCAGUUGUUGAAAUUAUUGGAAUUAACUGAGCCAAAGCGAUUAUGCAUUCUUCAUCUAUUUAGUUGGCACUUUGUAUCAUUAUACACAGUUUACAAUACAUGUAUAACUUGUAGCUAUAAACAUUUUGUGCCAUUAAAGCUCUCACAAAACCUUUU